Molecule: messenger RNA, 180 nt
Organism: Dentiscutata erythropus
Lineage: Eukaryota; Fungi; Glomeromycota; Glomeromycetes; Diversisporales; Gigasporaceae
Source: the annotation of a GenBank genome assembly
AUGGAUUCUAUAAAUAAUAUUAAUAUUGUUAGUUUCAUUAAAUUGAUUGGAGUAGAAAAUAAUGAAUAUAUGAUAAGUGAUACCAAUGGAACCUAUAAUGUUGGAGUUGAACAGAUGAGAACUCAUAAUGUUGAAUAUGAUUUUCAUGGAAAUAGAAAUAAAAAGGAUGAAUUGAGCUAA